Messenger RNA from Mercurialis annua (annual mercury), 2251 nucleotides. RefSeq names its product dihydrolipoyl dehydrogenase 1, chloroplastic. NCBI's taxonomy places the organism in Eukaryota, Viridiplantae, Streptophyta, Magnoliopsida, Malpighiales, Euphorbiaceae. The record is from RefSeq and is a predicted model, not a curated record. Gene Ontology annotation, molecular function: dihydrolipoyl dehydrogenase (NADH) activity; flavin adenine dinucleotide binding. The transcript has 15 exons. Bases 210 to 1955 code for a protein of 581 amino acids. Gene Ontology annotation, cellular component: oxoglutarate dehydrogenase complex; mitochondrion.
UUGGCAAAGAAAAUAAAAGCAGGACAACUAACACCAAAAAAGAAAGUAAAGAGAACAGUUCGAGUUGGUUUAUCAGCCGCACUUUGUUAACUCCGCCCUUAACGACGGACUUAUCAAAGUUCGUCCCUACUAAAAACUCAACCACUUCACUUCAGAUCUUCCUCAUAUUCCAUUAGGUUUUCAGUUUUCACCAGAAAAAAAAUAAUAAAAUGCAAUCCUCACUCUCUAUCUCCGCCUCUCAGGCAGUUACCAAUGCUGCAUUUCAGAGAUCAAAUUACUGUUUUGAUUUCUCGAAUUCGAAGUUUGUUGUUAAUAAUCUCCGAUUCUGUGGCCUGAGACGAGAGGCGGUUGGAUUCUGUUCUCAUUCUCGAGCUCUGAAUCGUCACCGUCCCAUUCGGUCCGGGAGGAUUUGUGCUUCUGGUGCUGAAAAUGGAAGCGCGUCUCCUCCGAAGUCUUUUGACUAUGAUUUAGUUAUUAUUGGAGCUGGUGUCGGUGGUCACGGUGCUGCUCUUCAUGCUGUUGAGAAGGGUUUGAAGACUGCUGUGAUUGAAGGAGAUGUGAUUGGAGGUACAUGUGUUAACAGAGGAUGUGUUCCUUCGAAAGCUCUGCUUGCUGUCAGUGGCCGAAUGCGCGAACUUCAGAACGAGCAUCACUUGAAAGCUUUAGGUCUUCAGGUUUCAGCAGCUGGCUAUGAUAGGCAGGGAGUUGCUGAUCAUGCAAAUAAUCUUGCUUCCAAAAUUCGUAAUAAUCUAACAAAUUCAAUGAAGGCACUUGGAGUGGACAUAUUGACUGGUGUUGGAACAAUUGUGGGCCCACAAAAGGUGAAAUACGGUAAAGAUAAUGUGGUAACUGCAAAGAACAUAAUUAUUGCCACUGGAUCUGUCCCUUUUGUCCCCAAGGGUAUUGAAGUUGACGGGAAGACUGUAAUUACAAGUGACCAUGCAUUGAAAUUGGAGUUUGUUCCCGAUUGGAUUGCAAUAGUCGGAAGUGGUUAUAUUGGUCUAGAAUUUAGUGAUGUAUACACUGCACUUGGAAGUGAGGUUACGUUUGUUGAAGCUCUAGAUCAGCUUAUGCCUGGAUUUGAUCCUGAGAUUGGAAAGCUUGCUCAGAGAGUGUUAAUAAAUCCACGAAAAAUUGACUAUCAUACUGGGGUUUUUGCAAGCAAGAUCACUCCUGCAAAGGAUGGAAAACCUGUUACAAUUGAGCUUAUUGAUGCCAAGACAAAGGAACACAAAGAUACACUAGAGGUCGAUGCAGCACUAAUUGCAACUGGAAGGGCUCCAUUUACAAAUGGUCUAGGCUUGGAGAAUGUCAAUGUAGUAACGCAGCGUGGUUUUGUAUCUGUUGAUGAGCGCAUGCGUGUUCUUGAUGCUGAUGGAAAUUUGGUACCGCACUUGUACUGCAUUGGUGACGCCAAUGGUAAAAUGAUGCUUGCUCAUGCCGCCAGUGCACAAGGAAUUUCAGUGGUUGAACAAAUCAGCGGAAGAGAUCACGUGCUGAAUCAUUUAAGUAUUCCAGCUGCCUGUUUCACUCAUCCUGAAAUCAGUAUGGUUGGGCUGACAGAGCCUCAAGCAAGGGAGAAAGCUGAAACCGAGGGAUUUGAGAUAGGUGUUGCCAAGACAAGUUUUAAGGCCAAUACAAAGGCCCUUGCAGAAAAUGAAGGAGAGGGACUUGCUAAGUUGAUAUAUAGACCCGACAAUGGAGAAAUACUUGGAGUUCAUAUUUUUGGGUUGCAUGCUGCCGAUCUCAUUCAUGAAGCGUCCAAUGCUAUUGCUUUGGGAACCCGUAUUCAGGAUCUAAAACUUGCAGUCCAUGCACAUCCUACUCUCUCCGAAGUCCUUGAUGAACUUUUCAAAUCGGCAAAGCUGAAGACAACACAAUCCAACUUCUUCAAGCUAGUGACAGAAAUUUUUAAUUUAUGGGGCAGGUUGACGCGCAUGUCUCGAGCCAAGUGAGUGAACCGGUUACUGUCUAGGUAUCUCAAACUCAAAAGUAAACACAAUUUUGAAGAAAUUUGUUUCUCUUAGGGAGUGCCAGGAACUAUAUACCGCCACCAGGGCAAGAGAAGAGGUCAACAGAUUACGAAACCAAUUCAAAGAAAUACCAUUAUCAAGAAUUUAGCUAGGUCCUUGGUACUUAUCGGGUCUGGAAAUUCUGUUGUGUUGUUGCUGUUGUUUUUUGAGUUUGUUAUUACGUUAAUUGCAAAUAAACUAUCAGUGAUAGUUAUUUCAAUUUUAAGAUUAAUUUUAGA